This is a messenger RNA of Trametes versicolor FP-101664 SS1, 960 nucleotides long. Its product is annotated as HET-domain-containing protein. The transcript has 2 exons. NCBI's taxonomy places the organism in Eukaryota, Fungi, Basidiomycota, Agaricomycetes, Polyporales, Polyporaceae. The record is from RefSeq and is a predicted model, not a curated record. The coding region runs from base 1 to 960 and encodes 319 amino acids.
AUGUGGCUUCUGUCAACCGAUUCACUCAAGCUCGUCUACUUCGAUCGCGUCGACGCGAUCGAAGGCGGAUACGCCAUCCUCUCCCAUGUCUGGGACGACUCCGAGCAGUCUUUUCAAGACAUUCAGAAGCUUUGCUCCGAAGGUGUAAGCUACGAUUCUACCGGCGACGGCGACCACUCGGAUGGCGCGAACCAGGCCUUAAAGAAUGCGACCCCUCCCAUUUCUAACAAAAUCCAUGGAUGCGUGAAGACGGCCAAGGCGCACGGCUUCGGCUGGCUCUGGAUCGAUGCCUCUUGCAUCGAUAAGACGAGUAGCGCGGAGCUCUCAGAGGCGAUCAACUCGAUGUUUAGCUGGUACGAGAAGGCCUCCGUUUGCUACGCCUACCUCGUCGACGUCCCGAAAUCCUGCGUCCUCCACUCCCCAAAAUCCGCUUUCCGCACAAGCAGGUGGUUCUCCCGCGGUUGGACCCUACAGGAGCUCAUCGCGCCACGUUGCCUAGUCUUCAUGUCUUCCGAAUGGACAUAUCUCGGGACGAAGGCUUCCCUGGCGCCCCUCCUCUCGGAAGUCACCGGUAUAGAUGUCGAAGUCUUGACGUUCCGCCGGGAGCUGCGGCAGGUCAGCGUCGCGCGUCGCAUGUCAUGGGCCUCCGGACGGGAGACUAAACGUGUCGAGGACGAGGCAUAUUCGCUCAUGGGACUGUUCGGAAUCACAAUGCCCACGAUCUAUGGGGAAGGCAGGAAAGCCUUCCGGCGGCUACAGGAGGAGAUCAUGAAACAAUCCCCAGACCAGAGUCUCUUCGCAUGGGGAAGAGCUCUGCCGCCCGUACGAGAUAUCCCAGCGAUCCCGGUCCACAUCCAGAUCCAGAACGUCCCGUCAUCGUCUCCGUUCGUCCUCACGCUCCUGCCCCCCUUCCACCUCUCACUCCCGCUCGCGUUCCAGGCCCCCCUCCUCGCCUUCUAG